UAACGGUAGUUAGCCCCUUCCUAUGAAUAAAUAUCAUACUUGUUGUCAUUUAAUAUCACUUCAAGAUAUCUCACCACAGUUGAUUCUGUUUGGACAUUCUUUGGUUUGUUUUAAAUUGUCGCUAACAAUCAUAACCACCCCGGAACUACUAAAUAGUUAAGUCCGUCUCCGGGAUUCCCCCAAUGUGCGGUGAGUCAGCAGUCUGUUCUCAGAUACUUAUCUGUACUUGUGUAUAUACAGCAUAUGAUACUGUUGAACAGUUAGGAGUGGUUGUACAAAGACCGUGGCUAGCCAAACUCCAAACUAAAAUGGCGUCUGUGGCGACAGGAUGGAGUUUUCCGGAAGAUUCUAUGUCCUGUGGGAUCUGUCUGCAACCAUUCAAACGGCCAAAAAUCCUGCCGUGCGGACAUACCUUCUGUGAAGAGUGCCUCGUAGAGGCAGCUAGGGGAGGUCUUCGCUGUCCGACCUGCCGUGUUCGUGUGCCGUUAAAGGGUGGCGUAGCGGCCCUACCCAACAACUACCAAGUCACAGAAAUGUGCCAAAAGUUUUCCGAGCUUGCCGCAGCCGCCCGGGAUGCCACGCAACAGUGGGAUGCUACUUGCGAGAAUCAUCCACCAGAGAAGCUCCGACUCUUUUGCCAAACCUGUGAGGUACCCGUCUGUAACCAGUGCCUGGACGACAGCGCCCACAAAGGCCACAAGAACGUCAUCACGGUCAAACAGGCCGUCGAGAAAAGGAUGACCACCGUCACCCCCUUGCUGAAGGAGAAGAAGCGACAGAUAGAAGAACGCCGCCAGUACCUGGAGAAACUCAGCCAUCUCGAGGAGCAAGUCGACGAAGUCAAGAGUCAAGACGAGCAAGCUAUCACCGACUUGUACGAAGAAAUGGCGUGGCUACUUUCCGAAAACAAGCAGAAACGUCUUGGCGCCAUUCGGAAUGGCUACCAGUGCAGCAUGAGAAUCAUAAACGAAAGUAAAAGCGAGGUACAACAGCAGCUGCAACAGAUGAACAGCGUCAAGGAGGUGGAACAGGCCAUAGAGAACGCUGGGAUCGCGUUUCUCAGUGAUGAGCCAGAAGAGCUUCGCUGGAAGCUUGCCCAAAUCAGCGUGGACCCCCUGCCUGGUCCUCUGGUGGUCAAGGCCACCGUGUUCCACCCAGACGAGGUCAAGAGUGGACAACUGACCAUCGGGAGGUUGGGGACGCGAGAGUUCUCCAUGGAUACUCAGUGGAAGACUGUUCUGUACAAGUUUCUGUCUUCAGUUGGAAACGCGUGCUCUUACGGAAGAAGCAAAGAAGACGAGGAGACCACUAUCCCUCUCAUGGUGACCGAAACACCUGAAACUGUUUCUGAAUGAUUCUUUUUCGUCUUCAAAAUGACUGAGAAUACUUGAUUGAUAUUGAAA
This is a messenger RNA of Branchiostoma floridae (Florida lancelet), 1403 nucleotides long. RefSeq names its product tripartite motif-containing protein 2-like. The transcript has a single exon. Gene Ontology annotation, biological process: positive regulation of DNA-templated transcription. Lineage: Eukaryota; Metazoa; Chordata; Leptocardii; Amphioxiformes; Branchiostomatidae. Gene Ontology annotation, cellular component: nucleoplasm; chromatin. Bases 183 to 1355 code for a protein of 390 amino acids. The record is from RefSeq and is a predicted model, not a curated record. Gene Ontology annotation, molecular function: ubiquitin-protein transferase activity; zinc ion binding.